Messenger RNA from Orbilia oligospora ATCC 24927, 2013 nucleotides. RefSeq lists its product as uncharacterized. Gene Ontology annotation, molecular function: 5-aminolevulinate synthase activity; pyridoxal phosphate binding. Gene Ontology annotation, cellular component: mitochondrion. The record is from RefSeq and is a predicted model, not a curated record. The coding region runs from base 1 to 2013 and encodes 670 amino acids. The transcript has 2 exons. Gene Ontology annotation, biological process: heme biosynthetic process. NCBI's taxonomy places the organism in Eukaryota, Fungi, Ascomycota, Orbiliomycetes, Orbiliales, Orbiliaceae.
AUGGAAACCCUUCUCCGUCAAUCCCGUUCCGUCUGUCCGUUUCUCAAAAAGACCUCGCCAUCCGCUCUCCGCGCCUUGAGCACCUCAACCUCCCUCGUCCCCCGCACUCCAGGCAUCGCAGGCGGCAAAAUGUCGAACCUCCAAAUCCUCGCCCGAAGAUGUCCAAUCAUGGGGAAAGCCCUGGCCGUUCAAUCCGCCCGUAACAAUCUGUCUUCCGUCAGCUCUCGUAUCGGCGGUAUUGGCGCUGGAAUCUUCAAUUGCACCCAGAGGAGGGGUUAUAUCGUCCCUACGAAGGCUGCGAACCUUCAAUCCACCAGGAAGACCGAGGCUAUGGCCAGCAGCUUGGAGGAUGUUCAUAUCAAAGCUGGGGUUUUUGAUACUUCCAAGGGGAUUUGUCCACAUGGCACUGCUGCUAUGAAGGCUGCUAAACAUGCUGCCGAUUUGACCGCUGCUGCGGAUCAUAAGCUUACUGUCUUCCAGAAUCAUACUGUUGCCAAGAAGGCUAAUUUUGAUUAUGAGGGUUUCUAUUAUAACGAACUCGACAAGAAGCAUAAGGACAAGUCUUAUAGAUACUUCAACAAUAUCAAUCGUCUCGCCCAGGACUUUCCAAAGGCUCAUAUGGCGACAAAGGAGGAUAAAGUCACCGUCUGGUGCAGCAAUGAUUAUCUCGGUAUGGGUCGAAACAAGCAUGUCCUCCAAACUAUGCACAAUACCCUCGAUACCUACGGCGCCGGCGCCGGCGGCACUCGUAACAUCUCCGGCCACAACAAACACGCCGUCGGCCUCGAACAAACCCUCGCAAAACUUCACUCCAAGCAAGCCGCUCUGGUAUUCUCAUCCUGCUAUGUCGCCAACGACGCCACCCUCGCAACAUUGGGUUCAAAACUCCCAAAUUGCGUCAUUCUAUCAGAUUCCAUGAACCACGCUUCCAUGAUCCAGGGAAUCAGACACUCUGGUGCUAAAAAGAUGGUAUUCAAGCAUAACGAUCUUGCCGAUUUAGAAGCAAAACUUGCAUCUUUACCAUCCGAAGUUCCCAAGAUCAUUGCUUUCGAAUCAGUAUACAGCAUGUGUGGCUCCGUCGGACCCAUCGAGGAAAUCUGUGAUUUGGCGGAUAAAUACGGCGCAAUCACAUUCUUGGAUGAAGUCCACGCUGUUGGAAUGUACGGUCCGACUGGCGCCGGUGUAGCCGAACAUCUUGACUUCGAAGCUCAUGCCUCCGGCAGGCCAAGGGGUACAGUUAUGGAUCGUAUCGAUAUCAUCACCGGUACAUUAGGAAAAGCAUACGGUUGCGUUGGAGGAUACAUUGCCGGUUCCUCACUAUUGGUCGAUGCUAUCCGAUCUCUAGCACCCGGAUUCAUUUUCACCACAUCCCUCCCACCUGCUGUCAUGGCCGGUGCGCAGACUGCGAUUGAAUACCAAAUGAAGUAUGCAGGUGACAGACGGUUACAGCAACUUCACACCCGACAGGUUAAGACUGAGUUGGAAGGAAGGGAUAUUCCAGUCAUUCCAAACCCAAGUCACAUCGUGCCCCUUCUCGUCGGAAACGCCGAGAUGGCAAAGAAGGCUUCCGAUAGACUUUUGGAUGUUCACGGUAUUUAUGUACAAGCUAUAAACUACCCAACCGUCCCCGUCGGUCAGGAGAGGUUGAGAAUCACACCAACCCCCGGCCACGGCGCCGAGCUUCAAAACCACCUUAUCGAAGCCCUGGAAGAAGUCUGGACUACUCUCGAAAUCCCAAGAACUUCCGACUGGGCUGCUAAGGGAGGCCAUGUGGGUGUUGGUGUUAAGGAAGCUGAGGUCGUUGAGAACAUCUGGACCGAGGAACAAAUUGGAGGUGGACGGGAUGUCGUCGAGAUUAAUCGACGAGAAAGGGAGGUUGUCGAUUUGAUUAUGGAUCAUGCAGAGGCUGCUGCUACUACUGCUGUUGGUUCUGAUGGGAAGGUUGAUAGGGAGGUAUUGAUGGCUGGUGUUGAUGUUACUGCUACCGCUAAGGCCGUUGAGGUUGGUGCUUGA